GAUUCAAAAUAGUCACUUAUAGCUGAGGAUAGCUGUGGACAGUGUAUAACACGGAUUUAUAGGUAUAGAAUUCAUAGUGAUUCCAAAUAUCCAUCAGAGUAGCUGGAGCCCCAGAAGGCUGUGUAAGAAAACCAUGAAAAGGUUAAGAUUGGUUACAGUUCUGAAGACUUAUUCUUCAGUAUAAUGUCGGAGCUGUACCGAGUGCUAGCUGCAGAUCUAAAGAAAAAAAUUAUUUAAGUUUCGUCACUCUAGUAAGGUACCAGGUACGUUUCUUGAAGAGCCAGCAUCACCUACAAACAUAGUCAUGUGCAGCAGCUACCGCCACUCCAAUGCGAGGAAGUGCAGUCGACAUGAUAGGAGGGACUCUUUGCUGGUGGGUGUACGUAUGAGAAAGUUCAAGCAUUACUUUUCGAGUCUGGUGAGCACGAAUAAGUGCUAUUACCAUCACAGCGGCCUGCGCACGACUGUGGGCAUUCGCAGGAAACGAUCUGAGGAAGAGGAAGUACGGGAAUCAAAUCGCUGAAGUCGAUGGCACAGAAGGAUCCUCGACCGCUAUCAUCCUGACUGCAUUUGUUCGGAACGAUGGUCCCGUUGUUCAGAAGCUGAAGAGCUGCCAGCAAAGUCUUGUUGACGAAGUCACUGCCUGAAAGGAAGGCAAUCCGGCGGAUGAGCUGCUGGAUGUUCACUUCUGGACAGUUGCAAGCCUUCCCAUCGGGACAAGGACAAGCUAGCGUCAGUUGUCCAUCGCAAGCUGGCAACUGCCACAACAAAACCACCAUCGCAGCAAUGGACCCGAGCACAAACGCCGAUACUCCUGCAGCUCCUUGUCUAGUCCUGACCAUUUUGAUGUGGAUCGUUCCCAUGCACGUCACAGCCACAAACAUUAGUGCACUGGGACGUUGAUCUCAUUAAAUGCGGAGAGAGGAGCGAAUCCCUCGACCGAUUACGGUCGAUAACUGAAUCACACAGACUCCGAGUCUUCAGUCUCGGGCUGAACAUGUAGCCAGUCACAGUGCUGUACAGUAGGAUCCACCAUCAUUGCGCAAAGCUGGAUCAGUGUACUGAUCCAGCACGGUAGUUUUCAUACUUCUGUAAAGGUCAAAUUCCU
Molecule: messenger RNA, 1108 nt
Organism: Marchantia polymorpha subsp. ruderalis
Lineage: Eukaryota; Viridiplantae; Streptophyta; Marchantiopsida; Marchantiales; Marchantiaceae
Source: the annotation of a GenBank genome assembly